AUGGACCUCUCACAUAUGACAGAAGCUUCCCACAGGUGUCACUCACAUGGCAAUCAUCGAGACCGCGAUCUGGCUUUGGGGCAUUAUCAGAAGUCCACCUUGCAUAUAUUGUUAGAAGGAGUAUCAGGUAUGAUGGGCACUAUUGGCAUGAGUGCAGCACUGUCAAGUGCUUCAUGGUCGCUUAGGGAUCCACCAUCGCCAUCACAAGAGCAAAAUCAACGAGAGCGCAAAAAGCAAAAGAGACGACGAAGACUGUCUAAAGGAGGAAGUUACGCAUUCUUAGAUGGUGACUCUGUUACCCCAGGACGUCGAAUAAGCAAGAAAGUCAGCUCUUUAUUCCGAGGAAGGAAGGAGGAAAAGAAAUCGAUCCGGGAUCCAGUCUCAAACCCAGAUUCAAAUCCAUUCCCGGAUCCAGACACAGUCCAAGAUCUAGACCCGCUCCAAGGUCCAGAUCCAAUGACUAUCGGCAUGAAAAUUGUACCUAAUGUAUUGAUGUACCCGUUGAAACAUGGCCGCCUAGAGCCAAGGCAGGAAACUUUGCGGCGGCUUAAAUAUCCACAAUCACAACCAACAACAUCGAUGUGGGCGAGCGAUAGGGCCAGUAGUAUAGAUGGUAGUGUAUCACUAUCCGACAACUCUCUAAGAUGGGCACUUUUAUCGCCCGAUACAGAAAAUAACAAGGAAAUAGACGAUCUGUCCCCCGCACAGUCGUCGAAUGCCACAUUGACAGAGGAGAUGGACGACUCUAUGGACACACAAGCACGACGCGCCAGUUUGAAGGCGAAGCAUAACCAUAAGCUUAUCCUUAGACGAUCUAAAGGACAACGGAAUGUCCGCGAUAAUGGCUCACACCUCGACGAAGAUGAUGGAUCUGUGUGUUACGAACCGUAUGAGGAACAAGGUAUCCUCAGUAGCGCAGGGGAUUGGCACCGCGAGGAUGAGAGAACCAAAGCCGUUUCGAGUGGAAGCUGGAGGGAUAGCGCGAGACAAAGUCCAACAUUUGAUGACCAAGGCCGAGUUGUGCCCCUCCCAGGACUAAAGCAAAAUGUACAGGAGAUUUCGAAGCGCCGUUACACUCAGAUACGCAAUGCAGCCUCCGAUUCAGCUGGGGAAACUACAGGCGAUAUGUUUGCAGUGAUUUGCGAUUGGUAUGAGCGGUACACGCGGGGAACGUUCAACUUCAAAAAGAUGCAAGAGCUGCCAUCUGAUAUUGAAUUUGAUUAUCUCCCUGCUUUACUGACAGCAGAUGAAUACAAACGCAUGCAUAUGAGUUCUAUGUAUGACAUUCUUUGGCCCAAGUGGGAUACUAAAACUGCUGAGUACCAAAUGUCUAAAGCGCUCGCGGUUUUUAAAGUUAAACAUGCUGCGCUGAGCUUUUUUGACGGCGACUAUGAAGUCAUUCGCGCUGAGAAUGGAUAUGAUCCGAUGAGGAUUGAUCGUUUGAUGAGCUUGGCCGCUCACGCACUGUACACUGGUGAAGUCAUAUGGGUACUGGAUACCAUGAGGGACUGGCGCUUUAAAAACAAUCCCCUUGUUGUUGGCGAACCAAACAUUCGUUUUUUUGCUGCCGCGCCGCUUCUAACACACGACGAUGUCGCUAUCGGUGUGUUUUACAUCUUUGAUCGAAUUCCGAGAACUACUUUUGCGCCAAAGGAACGGUCGGAGCUUCACACAUUUGCGGACUAUCUUCUUGCCGAUAUCACCAUGCAGAGAGCUGAUCUAUCCCAUCCUCAGCUACAAAACCUCCCUCUACCAGAUGAUGGGAUGAGCGAUUUUAUCAGAAUCGAUACACCAGAUCCAGGAAGUAUCCCUGGUGUUCCUCACUGUCCUAUUCGAUUUUAUAAACAGGCGCCGUUACCCGCGUACUUUUCGAAAGAACUCGAUGACUAUUUUGAUUCAGAGGUUUCUGGGAUACUUGGGGAAGAAGUAGUACAAGCUCAAAGCGCACGACAAUCUGGUCACGGUUCUUCGGUCCUUGAUCAUGAUGUACCUUUGGUUCCAGAUGAAUCUUUUGCUACAAGUCGAUCAGAUACAAAUCCAGGAUUUUCCUUUAUCGACUUUCUCCGUAUGAAUGAUCAAGACUUCCAAGAGGAAAGAGCACCUAAAAUUGAACAACCCGCCCGUAUUAUGGUUCGAGAUAAUGGGAGCAUGGCCAGCUUGGCUACUUCGACAAGAUCAAAGCUUGCCCUGAAGCUGGAGCCUCCUCCACCGCUGCGUGUAAUCAAAACUCCAAAGGUUGAGGAUACUGCUUUCUUCUCGAGCCCUCUUUCUCGGCCCUCACUAGGUUACGAAGUCCUUCAAGAACGGGCAUCUAUGAUUAGUUUUCGAGAUGAGAGUCACCUUGAAGAAAGCCACAGUGAAGAAGCGGAUGAUAAUCCUCAACGCGGAUCAUUCGAGAGCAGUACCACCGACCAAACCAGCCAAAGCGUAAGAUAUUCCCUGUCUCCGCUGCUAGAGCGGGACAGCAUCCAGCCACAAUUUCGGGGAAGAUCAUCAAACAGAACUCAAGUAGAGAGACCACCAUUAACCAGGGACGGUACACCUCAACCUGGUACUGUAAAAGCUGCAAUCGCAUCAUUCAACGUCAGAAUGUCUACUUCUACCAACAGUCUGUCACCAUAUGAUGGUCUUGACUCUCGAGCUCGUACUAGAUCUGGUUCUGCUCAGGCUCAACGGUUAUCAUUUGCGAGACCACAAUCCGAAAAGAGUGGAAAGGACUCCGUCGCACCGGUUCAACCUGAACAGCUAACAACUACGAAGUCAGAAUUUGACAAGUCCUCAGAUGAUGCUGUCUCAAUCUCUCAACCUCAGCAAUCAUCGGCUACGAAAUCGCAAUCCGAAAAUACUGUAGAGGAGAUUGUCUCAGCCGUUCAUACUACGCAAAAUUCUUCUGAUCACCAACAGACCUCGGCUUCAAAGCCACCGCCUGAGAGUUCUUUUGACAGCCUUACAACAGCUGAUACUUUUGAGUCUGAGGCUAGACCUGUUACUCCUGAUCAAGCAGAUCUUAGUGCUGCAUACCGUCGUAAGUCUGAGUAUGGUUCAGUCACAAUUCUUGCUUCUCCAUCCACAAGAAAAGAGAGUCCAGCACUGACUGCAAGUGACCUUCCUCUUCACCCAUCAGGAUCUCAGAUCACUAUUUCGAAAGCACUCAACGCACCAGCUAGCAGUGUAUCAAGUCCAACCGAACCAGCACCGCCUGUUGGAAAUUCCGAAUCCAAUUCUCCAGAUAUAUCGACCCUUUCAGCCAAAUUCCAAGACUUAACCACUAGUCCGAUCCGUGCUCCAAAACAGAUUGUCGAAGUUGUUAAGCAGUCUCCUCCACCAUCCCAACCGAGCUCGACUCCAACAGAAACCAAGUCUGGGAGCGAUCUUAUAAGCAGCACUGAGAUUUCGUUCCCAUCGCCUCCGCCAUCAAACCCUCCUCCAAUUCCUCGUCCAAUGGCAGUAGAUCCUCUUGUUAUUGAUCCUCAUCUCCUUGCCGGCGCAGCUCAAAUGUUCCGAGUUGCCGCCCAAAACCUUGCCUACGACCUGAUUUACGCAGUCUCUAUAUUUGCACCGAACCACACCUCUGCAACACCCGUAACAGCAGAUGAGAUUCAUAUUCGGUACUUGGUCGCCCAUGGUAUGCAAUCUGCAACUCAAGAUCUCAACAAGAAGCUCCAUUUGAACGCUCUCCGCUCACUUGGAAUUUUCUAUUUCCAACCCCCCAAGGAUGCCAACUUCGACCCAGAAGAUUGGAGCAUCGGCCGUUUCCUCGCAGUCCCAAGCCGCUUCGGCAGCUCUCGCAUUCGCAAUUCCGGAAUCGUAGUAGCAGCUUUCCGCCGAGCCUCAACACCCCCCCUCUCCAACGACUACGCCGAAAGCUUGCAAUUCCAGGAGUUCGUCGAUGCAUUCAAAAAGACUAUCUUCCCGCCUCCGACAUUCAAGUCUAAGAUCCCGCAGCGUAUGGCUUCGAGUCCUGCAUUGCGUGAAGAAGCUGGGUUCCCGGCGAAUGAAGCCGUGGAAAUGAGGACUGCUGCGCCUUCUCCGAGGGCUACGCCUGAGAUAGCGGGGGCCUUCGAGACUCAGGGCUGCGAAGAGUAG
Molecule: messenger RNA, 4086 nt
Organism: Glarea lozoyensis ATCC 20868
Lineage: Eukaryota; Fungi; Ascomycota; Leotiomycetes; Helotiales; Helotiaceae
Product: GAF
Exons: 5
Coding region: 1-4086 (1361 amino acids)
Molecular function (GO): protein binding
Source: RefSeq, a predicted model, not a curated record